AUGCCGGAAUUGGCCACCUACAUUCAGCGGGUCAAGAGCACCAAGGGAAUGAGAGGCCGCAAGCGCAAGUCCCAAGAUCAGGAACCCGACUUUUACAAGCAAGGCGCCAUUACCAUGCACGAGGCAAUUGCCAGGGCCACAGCCAACGGCACCCUGACCGGAAACGACUCCCCAUUGAUGGCUGCCACCAAUCGAAACAGCUCGAUGGUGGAAUCAUCCGUCAACUUGCCGCCAAUGGCAUCCCAGUUGAACGACAUGUCGGAUAUUGUCCGCCUCGAGCCUACUCCCCUUGCACCCGGUCGGGGCCAGCGCAACCUGCACGCAGGUCUGCCCGCAGGUCUGCCCGCAUCGGAAUCCAAGCAAGACCCGGACAGCGUUUCCAGGGAUGAUGGUGGGGUUGCCAAGCUGCCCACCCGCAUGGAACUGUCCGCUUUGCAAAUGAUGCAAGGAGGCGCCGCAAGCUCGGAUCAAGGUCUCGGCAUGGAACGGGGCGCGGGGUUCCUCUCUGGAGGUGCCAAUUUGGGUAUGCCUUCGGGCCCCCGAAGUGAUGAUGAGCUCCUCAUGAUGUUUGGAAAUACCGUUGACCGGGCAAACAACGAAGGUGUGCCAAUGAACCUCAACCACGCUCCUGCCUCCUCCCUCCCACUGGCACUCGCCAACAGUGAUCUCGACAUGUCUGCCAAUAAUGGAGCACAGCAGCUGAUGUUCCCAAGCACAAUGGAACAGCAGCAACAGCGACUUCAGCAGCAAGCCGACAUGGGGAAGAUCAGCUGCAGCAACACAUCCUGCGUCAGAUGGAUGAACAAAGACGCCUUCAACAACACCAACAGCAGCUUGGAUCGCUCCACAAUCAGAUGCCAGCAAACAUGCAAUCCAUGA
Seminavis robusta is the source of this 879-nucleotide messenger RNA. The record is from the annotation of a GenBank genome assembly. Lineage: Eukaryota; Bacillariophyta; Bacillariophyceae; Naviculales; Naviculaceae.